CGGUGUUUAUUCGAUUCUGAUGCAUCUCUGUUGCGAGUUGGAGCGGCAUAUACAAAAAUAUGGGGAUAUCAGCCUUCCAAGUAAUAACAAAGCGAUUUGCUUGCAACAAGGCACCAAUAAUGCUGGAUGCGGUGUUUAGAGUGGCACCAACACAACCACUUUAACGCCAACAGCAAUAUGCAAACAGCAUUGAGCGCAUUAUCAGAUGGCUGGCAUAGUUUAAGCGACGUGAUGGUGAACAUUGAAGCGGAAGCGAAAAUUCAAAGUUUCACAAAAAAAGGUAACGCGCCUGGGGCAAGACGGUUAUAGCGUUGGUAUAUAGACCUGCGUGCUGGUUGUGUAAACUGAAGCCGAGGGUUUUAAAGUUUGCAAUACCCGUAAUAAAUAAGAUUAAUAGAAUAAACAGCACGACAGUGAACUUUGAUUUACAACUUAGGCGUUUUUAUAAUGUCAUUACCAAGUGUGAUCGGAAUUAUAUUAGUUACGGUUGUAACGGUAGGCGGGGAUUUCGCUUCUGUGACGUUGGUAAACAACGGUUAUGACGGAAUAGUGGUGGCCAUCAACCCAGCUGUAGCGGAGGAUGAAACGUUAAUCAACAAAAUACGGAACAUGUUCACACGAGCUUCUCCGACCCUAUUCACAGCAACCAAGAAGAGAGCUUACUUUCGUAAUAUUAAUAUACUUGUGCCUAAAACAUGGACGAGUGGAAGUUACCAGACAGCGGUUGGGCUAACCUACAGGAAGGCUGACGUUAUAAUCGCGCCACCCAAUCCCGUUAGAGGAGACAACCCCUAUGUGUUACAGACAGGCGCAUGUGGCGAACCGGGCACUCACAUGCAUCUUACUCCAGAGUGGGUGAACGACACUCGUGAAUCUGUAUACGGGCCUUCAGAUAAGGCAAUUGUACACGAGUGGGCUCAUCUACGGUGGGGGGUGUUUGACGAAUAUGCUACUGGCGAUCAUAAAAGGCACUACCUAGAUUCCAACAAUGUCUUACAGGGAACAAGAUGCCCGCUCAGCAUACGAGGUGUUAACAGAGAAUACGUUCCUCCUUAUCAAGUGCUGAACCAAACAUGCAUCAUCAACCAGACAACGUUGUUGCCAGCAUCGGAUACUUGUCACUUUAUCCCGGGCAUUGAGCAACCACGUGGUCUAAAAACCUCUAUGAUGUUUUAUAGCUACUUGUCAUCGGUGAUUGAAUUCUGCCACAGCGAUCCAAGCGACCCGGUCAACCAACACAACACUGAAGCUGACAACGAACAAAACGCAAAAUGUAAUUUACGAAGCACCUGGGAUGUUAUAACUUCAACGAGUGACUUCAGUGGCGGCUCCAACCCCCCGAACCCAACCCUAACCAACCUAGCCCCAACAUUUCGAGUGGUUAGAGUUGCGGCAAGCCGGAGGUUCGUGUUAGUGUUGGAUGUAUCGGGGUCUAUGAGCGGGAACCGAUUAUUAAUGAUGCGACAAAGCGCUGGGGAUUUUAUAAGCACGUCACUUCCGGAUGGGGAUAAAGUUGGAAUCGUCCAAUUCCAUUCAAGUGCAAAUCUUAUGAUGGAGAUCAGACAGAUAAGUUCCCAACUUGACAGAGUGGCGAUUGCGGCCGGUAUCCCAGGUAUUGCUGGAGGGUCGACGUGCAUUGGGUGUGGGAUAUAUGCAGCCAUGAAUGAGAUGGAAAGACACGAUGCCAACGAAACAUGCGGCAACAUUAUUGUGCUGACAGACGGCAAGGAGAAUCAACCUCCCUAUGUUAACGAUGUUUCCCAGUUAGCUAUACAGAAGAACUGUGUGGUGAACGCCAUCUUAUUCACCACCACGGAAAACUCGGCCUUGGUUGACCUAGUAACAGCUACAGGCGGCCAGUGGUUCUUUGCACAAGACAGGGACCUCAAGCGACUGAUGGGUUCUUUCGCCGUCAUCGCUGCAAAUGACGAUGGUGACGUCAGAAACCUUGUCUCCACGAUCCUUUACAAACAAUACGUGUUUGCUGCUGGGGAAAGUAAGGCUGGUAGUGUUAUAAUCGACAGUACAGUGGGCAUCAACACAACAUUUAAAUUCUCGUACCAAUCCCAAGUCCCAACUAUUGUGCUGACCAAUCCAACCGGUUGCUUACAUUACUCACUAUCGAUUCCGCUUCCUGGGACAUGUGCCAGCCACCCACUUGCCAAUAUUGACACAACGUUAAAGUUCGUUGAGUUUGUGAUUCCAGGCAGAGCUACGAUUGGGACUUGGAAUUAUUCCAUCACAUCGAUGUAUAGUGACACUGUAAGUGUUUCUGUGACGUCAAAAACGAUGGGAAAUGUUCAGCCAAUUGUUGUGUUGACCCGAACUCGAUCGAAUUCAAAUAUUGUGCUCGGUCCCGUCAUUAUUGAAGCAACUGUGACAAGAGGUGACCCAGGACUACCUGUGCUAAACCUUACUGUGGUGGCAGUCAUAGAAACGCCAGAGUCCACCGAAGAAAGAUUACAACUCCUUGAUAAUGGAGGAAGCCCUGACAUGGUACGCAACGAUGGGGUAUAUUCAGCCAUGUUUUUCAACUAUACAUCUCGUGGUCGCUACAGUAUACAGGUUGAAGUUAAUGGAUCCUUGUCAAAUAGUGGGGAUACAACCUUCACAUCAAAAGCACCGCUUAUAUUUGGGGUUCGGUUUCCUAAUGGUACGGUGGCAGGCAACCCCGAGGCUGGGGAAUCCCAACCCAGCACGGGGGGGACGGGUGGUGGUGGUGGUUUCACCCGCGUUACAACUGGUGGAGCAAUCGAAUUUGCAGGAGAAGUCACCCCACCGGAGUUUGACACGUUGGCCCCGAUUCAAAUAAAUGAUUUGACGGCAACACAGGAAGACCCCAAUGAUGUCACAAGCGGUAUUCGAUUGUCGUUUACUGCACCAGGUGAUGAUAUGGCUUCUGGGAGAGCGACUUCAUAUAAAGUUUGCUACACAUUUGGUGAUCCAACUCACCUCUCAACAAACUUUGAUGGGAACAUUUGUCACACACCCCCCGUCCAACCACAAGUCGCAAACACACGAGAAUCUUUUAUCAUCAAAUCUCCUGAUACAACGGGAAUGACGGGCUCUAUAAGGAUGGCAAUUGCAGUGAAAGCUUUAGAUGAAAUGGGAAACGAGUCACCCGUAUCGAACCUCGUAAUUCUUCGAUUCUUUAUUGAACCUCCAAUACCAAAAUGCCCUGAUGCCCCACCCCCUUCCCCAAACAGCAGGGCACCAGUGUUUAGUUCAACACCCGUGGUGAUAACUGGGACCAACCACUACAACAAUGGGACCACAGUUACUUACACUUGCAUUGAUGGGCUUGCUUUUGCAGACGGCUUUUCCCAAACCUAUAGUUGUAUCUUUGGUGUUUGGGAAAUCACAUCCGCUCCAGUCUGCUAUGGAUUGUGCCCACGUGCCCCAACAGAAGAUGUGAAUGGCCAACCACCAAUCUAUUCACAAUCACCAACAUUGGGUGGAAAGUAUUUAUCGGGUACAACAGCUCAUUAUAAUUGUAUGGAAGGUCAUACAACCCAUGUUGAUGAUGGCAACACAUUGGUUUGCUUUGAUGGAUCCUGGGCUUCUGACAAUCCACCACAAUGCUGGCAAGUGUGUAGCCAUGCGCCAGCCAUUAUGGAGAACUCGGGUCCCAUAUUGUAUUCAACUGAACCAAUGACAAUAUCGGGAAGUGAAAGAUAUCGCACUGGAACAGCAGCAAGUUAUACCUGUGCAGCUUCCUUCAGUGUUGCUGUGGCUGUUGCAAACACUCGCACGUGUCACGAUGGGGCUUGGAACGCCACAACACCAUUAUGUCUACCAGAGUGUGGAGAAGCCCCAACUGCCUCCCCAAAUGGCAACCCACCAAGUUACAAUCCUUCCCAUGAUGACAUGUAUAUGCUUACAUCUUACCCAAGUGAAACUAACGCAACAUAUCGGUGCACCGAUGAAUUUGCUUUCCCCCUUGGUGUGGCCGAUACAUUAACAUGCUAUGCUGGGGUUUGGAGUGCCACGCACGCCCCACUAUGUGAAGCAGUUUGUUCCAGCGCCCCCCCACCUUCCAUACACGGCAUCCAACCUGUAUACAACAGUCAACAUCUUGUUAUGAAUGAUGGCAACAAAUACGUGGCUGGUACAACUGCUACAUACACAUGCAGCACCAACUAUGCAUUAUCUGCCAGUGUAUCCGAUGUAUUGACCUGCAAACAUGGCUCAUGGCUCCAACAUACAUCCCCUCAAUGCGUACAAGUUUGUAGUGAUCCCAGUAAUGAAACAAGUGUAAGUUUCAACCCACCACAAACUGAUGGUACAUUCAGAAACGCUACAAUCGCCACAUACACUUGUACAACUGGCUUUGCCUUCCCUGUUGGGGUUGGUGAGACACAAAUAUGUUUAAGGGGUGUUUGGGUGGGAGGCAAGCCACAAUGUCAACCAGUUUGCGAAGUUGCUCCCCCCACCUCCACCCAUGGUUUGCCACCUAUCUACAACUCACAACCAAUCAACAACAAGUACAGAAGUGGCAGUGUUGCCAUGUAUAAUUGUAUGGAAGGUUACAAACUUGCAGUAAAUGUGGGGAACACUAUGAGCUGUGGUAAUGGUGCAUGGUCAAUGAAUUCAUCACCAACGUGUCUCCCAGUAUGUGGAGACCCACCUACUCCUUCAUCUAAUGGUAACCAACCAACAUUGAAUGUUGCCCAAGUACAAACACUUGGUGGAUGGUAUUACAUAAGCGGUUCAGUGGCAACAUACACAUGCACAACUAACCAUUCGUUUGCGGUUGGUGUUGGUUCAACAUUGACAUGUAAUGCAGGGGAUUGGGGUACAGACCACGCACCAAGAUGUUUGGAAAUGUGUGUGGAUGCACCUGAACAUUCAUCCCAUAGUUUCCCACCAACAUACACCCCAAGCCCCACCACUGUAACACACAAGAGUGGAACCAUAGCUUUGUAUCAUUGUGGGGCAGGAUAUGCAGUGGCUGUUGGUGUUUCUAAUACAUUAACAUGCAAUGAUGGAAGGUGGUUUGAGCCACUGGCACCAUUAUGUCCUGCAGUGUGUGGGUCACCGCCCCCAUCAGGCUCUAGUGGGUUUGACCCAACAUAUCAGGUACCCCCUGUCACUCAGCAACCACAGACAUACAGAACAGGGACAGUGGCCACUUAUACGUGCCCGCCUACAUAUAGAUUUCUCGAUGAAGUUUCAGGAGAUUUGAUUUGUAAUAACGGGGCAUGGAACGCAACAUUUUCACCCAGAUGUAGGCCAGGUAUACGUUGCAUGAAGUGCGUCGGUGAAACUCAUCAAGAGUGCGACAAUUCUGGUACAUUUAUCACUUGUCAAAACAACCAGGGACAAUGUGCGGUGGAGAUUCGAACGUCAGAAACUGGUGUUCAAACGAUUUCUAAAUAUUGUAAACAACGUGACGCCUGCUUUAACGAUCAAGUGCAGAACACCCACGAUUGUAGAGGUGGUGGAAGGAGUACCGUGUGUCGGUGUUGUUGUGCAAACAAUAAAUGUAACAUCGGCGAUUCUUCGUGUACGUUCGAUUAAUAUUGUUCAAUGGUAUGACGUAACAAUAAACACAAUGAACGU
Molecule: messenger RNA, 5562 nt
Organism: Ciona intestinalis (vase tunicate)
Lineage: Eukaryota; Metazoa; Chordata; Ascidiacea; Phlebobranchia; Cionidae
Source: RefSeq, a predicted model, not a curated record